UCUCACCUCUAUUCCUAAAAAGCUGGAUGGCAGCUAAGCCCACCUAAUUCAGUGUUAACCCCUUCUUUUGCCCACUGAUGACUCCAAGCUGCCAGCCCAAACUCUUAGUAGCUCCACACUGUGAAGUCAAAUGUGUCUCCAACAUACUCUUAACAGCCAAAGCAACACACAUGAAUUUAAGUGAGUGUCUGGAAGAAGAAUUCCAGGAAUCUCUAUUUCAGCUGCAGAAGCAGAAACAGUGAUCAGUAUAACACUAUCUCAAGCCAGCUUGCUCAGUCAGGCAUCAAAAGGAGUAGGAUGCAAGGCUGGAAGCAAAUCAAGCACCUCAAGCUGCAGUAUCACAAGGUUGAUGGUACUAAUCUAAGCCACUUGUUUCAUGCCUAUGCUACAGAAAGCUCACUGAGGUGUUUGUCAAGGUUCUGAACACCAAACCUGCCACUUCCACAAUCCCAUUCUUCUACAGAAGAAUCUGAUUUAUGCACAGGGACAGGACUUUCAAUAAGGAUUCCCAGGAACAGACCAGUUGACAUGCCCCUUGUAUUUAACUUGGAGUAGCUGGAGCAAGCUGUUCUACCAAAUAUUCUUAGUCAUCUCAGAGGACCUACUCAGCAUUGGACAUCCUGUCAGAUUGGGAUACAGAGAAACUGGAGUUGCAGCCCCGCUACCAAGUCUGAAAAAGAUUGUGGGACCAAAGCUGGUAACUGAGGCCCUCUUCUGAAUAAAAUCCCUCUCCGCAUUUCAUAAAGUUAGCCAAAGAAACUGAUUACCGAUUUGAGUCAUCAACAUGAAUUACCACCAAUUUCUCUCUACCAAAAGUGCAUCAAGAAAAUCUUGUCCAAUCAGGCUUCUGAAUCAACUGAUGCAUAAUUCCCCGCUAUCAUUUAUUUCCUUGGCUGGAGGCAAUCCAAAUCCCAAUACUUUUCCAUUUAAGGCAGCCAAGUUCACAACAAAAGAUGACACCAACAUUGAACUUGGAGAGAAUUUGAUGAAGAAAGCUCUCCAGUAUUCAGCCUCCGAAGGAAUUGCAGAACUGUUGUCCUGGCUAAAGGAUUUACAGAAGAGUCUUCACAGUCCUCCCACAGCCAACUACAGCCCUGAACAGGGACAGAUGGAGCUGUGUGUCACCAAUGGCAGCCAGGAAGGACUUCACAAAGAAAGACUGAAAAAACGUACCUAUGUAUUUGACAUGCUCAUUAACCAUGGAGAUACUGUCCUUUUAGAUGGAUUCACCUAUCCUAGGACAGUGGCAGCACUAAGACCACUGGGGUGCAACUUAGUCAGCAUCCCCAGUAAUGAAGGGGGCAUUAUUCCAGAGGCCCUGAAAGCAAUUCUGUCCAGGUGGAAAUCGGAAGAUGCAAAAACAGCCAAGAGCAAGGCCCCCAAGUUCCUCUACAUCAUGCCAAAUGGUAGCAAUCCUGCUGGAACCUCACUGAGCACUCACCGUAAACAACAAGUAUAUCAGCUUGCAAGAGAUUAUGAUUUCCUUAUAAUAGAAGAUGAUCCAUAUUACUUUCUGCAGUUUGAGAAGCCUUGGACACCAACAUUUCUGUCACUGGAUGUUGAUGGUCGAGUUAUCAGGACUGACACCCUGUCUAAUAUUAUCUCUCCUGGGUUGAGAAUAGGUUUUUUAACUGGCCCCAAAUCUCUUAUUGACAGAGUAAUUCUGCAUAUUGAGGUCUCAACAAUGCACACCAGUACUCUCACACAAGUACUAAUAUCACAGCUUCUUCACAUGUGGGAGGAAGAAGGUUUCCUGAACCAUGUAGACAAGGUAAUAGAACUCUACAGGACCCAGCGGGAUGCAAUGCUUGCUGCAGCAAACAAGUGGUUAAAAGGUCAGUCUUGAAACUGGCACAUCCCUGAAGCUGGAAUGUUUCUAUGGAUUAAAAUCAAGGGAAUUUCCUGUGAACAGUGGCUGGCUGUAAACCAGGCUUUCCAGAAUGAGAUGCUGCUGUUCUCCAAUCAAGCUUUUAACAGUGAUGACUCAAAUCCUAGCUUCUACAUAAGAGCUUCUUUCUCUUCACCUUCUCAAGACCAGAUGGAUCAAGCUUUUCAAAGGCUGGCUACACUUAUAAAAGAAGCUGCUUGAAGAGAUCAAGAGAAGAACCUUUGGUGAACUUUUCAGGAAACAGUCAAUAUUUUUACAUUGUUUGUAAUGAAGUAUUCAUUAAAAAUUACUGCAGACCUCUUGUUCCCCAGAGCUCACAACUCUUUUGAGAACUUCUCUCAUACUGUAAUUACAGCAACAGAAUUUAACUGUGUUGUAAUUCUAAAUU
Molecule: messenger RNA, 2276 nt
Organism: Gavialis gangeticus (Gharial)
Lineage: Eukaryota; Metazoa; Chordata; Crocodylia; Gavialidae
Product: kynurenine/alpha-aminoadipate aminotransferase, mitochondrial-like
Exons: 15
Biological process (GO): biosynthetic process
Molecular function (GO): pyridoxal phosphate binding; L-kynurenine:2-oxoglutarate transaminase activity
Source: RefSeq, a predicted model, not a curated record